AGGGUAACAGGUGAACGACCUGAACAUAGUUAAGUACACACAAUUUCUUGCUUCAGGAACUUUACAGGAAGAAGCAAGAUAUUGCAAUAUCAAUACUUAGAGUCCUAAAUAUAGAGACGCCUUAAAAUUGUAUGGAGCUAUACUUAAACAAUUAAGAACCUUUUAAUCGGUUUCCUCCCUAUAUAUAGUUCAUAUCAAUCUCCUUUUAUCUCUCGUAAACCAGAUCUCUUUUUCUUAGUCAAUUACUUCAGGCUGUUCAACCACGGAUUUGUCAACCAUGUUUAUUCCUUUGCUCCUCUUCCACUCUUUCCUAUUCAUCCAUGCAGCUCUAGGUGAGAUUGUAUGUGAGCAUUUGCCAAACGAGAUUUGCGCAUUUUCAGUGUCAUCGUCGGGGAAACGAUGCUUGUUGGAGACGAUGGCUAAGAAAGGCGGAAAGGUUGAACACGAAUGCAGGACAUCGGGAGUGGUGGUAGAGAAGAUGGCUGAAUACAUAGAGACGGAUGAGUGCAUCAAGGCAUGCGGUGUUGAUAGGAAGGCAAUUGGAAUUUCCUCUGAUACCCUCCUUGACCCUCGAGUUCUCAAUAAGCUUUGUUCAACAGCUUGUUACCACAAGUGCCCUAACAUUAUUGAACUUUACUUCAACAUGGCUGUUGGAGAAGGAGUAUUCUUGCCUUAUCUUUGUGAAAAACAACGGUCCAACCCUCACCGCGCUAUGGAAGAACUGUCGAGUUAUGGCGAUGCCCCUUCAUAUGCCUCUAGUCCUUUUUCGCAAGAAUCGUCAAGAAAACUUCAUCCUGCAUUUGCCCCUGGUCCCUUAUAGCCAUGCAUGUUGCUUCUCCUUUGGAAUGUUAGUGGCAACAAAUUUUGGAGGAGAUUUGCCACAUUAGUUGAAGCGUAAUCCCUAAUACUAGACCGCCAAACUUCUGUUUCAAAUAUGUACAUUUAUGACAUUGUUAUUGUUUAGGAGUAGAUGAGGUCAGAAAAAGGUGCACAUUGAACCAAUAAUGUUAUUUGGAUCACUCUUAUUCAUUACCUCUAUUAGAAGGUGAGUACAGACGUCCCACAUAUAUGGAAUUUGAUCUUGCAAUGUGAUCAAGGCUAUCAUAGCAAGAUGCCAACUCAUUUCGAAGUCAACUUGGACAACAUGGACACAACUUAAUCACAUGCAAGAGAAAUUGUCAAUGUGUGUAAAAUUCAAAUUACAAUAGUCAAUUAGGACAACAUUGAAUUGUAAGUAGUCACGCUCAUGUUUAUUAGUAUUUGUUAUAUAUAAGGUAAAGUGAAGAUUCAUUAAAAUAAGAUUACUAUACUAGCCAUAAAAAAUUUUUUUUUGUUAGAAGAAAACGAGA
Messenger RNA from Pyrus x bretschneideri (Chinese white pear), 1349 nucleotides. RefSeq lists its product as uncharacterized. The transcript has 3 exons. The coding region runs from base 278 to 820 and encodes 180 amino acids. The record is from RefSeq and is a predicted model, not a curated record. Lineage: Eukaryota; Viridiplantae; Streptophyta; Magnoliopsida; Rosales; Rosaceae.